UGAAGUUUGUAGUAUAUACUACAUUUUAAUUAUUACAACCAGUACUCUCUGUAGUGUCAAAGAAAUUUUCAGUAUUGGAGUGUUACGUUGAAAACCGAGUACUAGUGCACAUUUGCUGUAGCCAUUUUCCAUGGGUAGCUAAUGAUGACAUUACACCGGACGUAAUAAAGGCAUGAAUGGAAAGUACAUGGUGUGGACUGUGUUUGGCUAGGAAUGUUUACAGACAUCAAGCUCAGGUGACCUUCAGGAGAUUCGCCGCUAGGAUGUCAGGGGACUUCACGGAUAAUAAAAACAAGUUUUAUCGAGUUGUUUUGACCGGUGGCCCCUGUGGAGGGAAGACGACAGGGCAGGCCAGGCUCAGUACAUUCUUUGAAAACCUAGGAUGGAAGGUUUUCCGGUGUCCGGAAGCUGCAAUGAUCUUCUUGAGUGGUGGCGUGACAUUUCCAGAGCUGCAGAAUGAUGAAAUCUUCAAGCUGCAGGAGAACAUCAUACGCACCAUGAUGCAGAUCGAGAACACCUACAUGGAGUUAGCCAAGUCCAUGCUGGCCAAGAGAAACGUCCUGGUGAUCUGUGAUAGAGGCGUGAUGGACGGGUCUGCCUACCUGCAUAAAGGCGACUGGGAAAAGAUGAAGCAGGUGAACGAGUGGAAUGAGAUUGACAUCCGAGACAACCGCUACAACCAGAUCAUACACAUGGUGUCGGCCGCUAAAGGUGCUGAGGACUUCUACACGGUCGCCGGACACAAGACACGCCAUGAAGAUCUCGAGGGUGCUCGGCAGAUAGACAGUAUCACAGCUAAUGCUUGGGUUGGACAUCCCUACUAUGAUGUCAUUGACAACUCGGUGGACUUUGAAACAAAACUGACAAGGAUGAUAGCAGCUGUGUGUAACAGGAUGGGUAUAGACGCGGUGGACCGACUCGCUCCUGACAGCAAGAAGAGGAAGUUCCUGGUAUCACGUCUGCCUGGAACCGAGGACUUCCCCCACCACCAGACGUUCACGGUCGUCCACGACUAUCUGGUCACCCCCAGCAGGAAGAUGCAGGCACGGCUCAGACGCAGGGGACAUGACGCUAACUGGACGUACACGCACACGAUCCGUCGGCCGGAGAUCAACAAGCAGAGCGUGGAGCUGAGGAUGCCCAUAUCGGCCAAGGAUUACGAUAUUCUGCUGGCCCAGCGUGAUGACAAGCAUGCCACGGUGUACAAGAAACGCCACUGCUUCCUGUACCAGAACCAGUACUUCCAGCUGGACGAGUACACCGAACCAUGCCCAGAAAAAUGCCAGGGGUUGAUCCUCCUCGAGACCUACACAACGUCAGCAGGACGCUUGGACGUACCCAAGUUUUUAAAAAUAGAGAAAGAGGUGACGGACGACCCCAUGUUUUCCAUGUUCAACCUGUCACUCAAGGACGAGUUCUCCAGGAACAAAAAAGAAUUGGACUUGUCUAAAGAUGAAGACGAGUGAUUGGUUUAUAUGUAAAGUGACAAGUAGUCAAAUUGGCCAGAACUUGCAAUGAAAACCUGUGAGGCUGAAACGAUACAUUAAUGCACCUGCGAUAUUAAUAGUAUCCUACACGAUAUGCCCUUGUUGGUAGUCCUGUUUAGCAUAGUAAUCAGUGUUAAUGUCAUUCUUAAAUUGGUUUGAUAUCUUGAGCGGUAGGAAACCGUUUAGAUCAAUAAACGAACGUAGACCAUAUUGCCGCGCUGACCAAAACACAAUUUGAUAUGGGGAAGUGUUGGUGUGGAUGUUACAGACAGGAAGACAGGAUGAUAGGAGAUAAAGGCCACCGUAUUUCCGCUGUAGGAAGUAACUUGACAUCUGUAUAAAUUAAAGUUUCUGGUGACUGAUAGGCCAGAAUGUAUUUAUUUUUUUAGGUUUUCAGAUUUUUGGCCCAAAAAUUCAGCUUGUUAAAUCGAUGAAAAAGAAUUUAAAAAAUCCAAGUAUUUUUUUUAAUUUCCUUGAAUUGUAGUUUUUGUGAUUUCCUCAAAAUGAUGAGUAAGUAUGAAAAAAAAAUAGGGUCAGGAAGUAUAGGGAAAGAAACAAGUUUAGAGUUACCUCCCUUCCUUUAAAGACCUUUAUUGAUACUUCAUAAUAUGUUGUGUUUGGAAGUUUUAAUCAUAAAACAAGUUUUAAUCAUAAUAUUUUAAAUAAUUUAUAUUGAUAGUGAUAGUAAAUGAGUGACAGUAACAUUUUAUUUUUUUCUGGUUGGCAGAUUAAAGAAGACUGCUUUUCAAUUUUUUUAUAUGUUUCACAUUUCAAUUUUUUUUAGUCAUCUUGAAAAAUUUGAAAAAACGUCUGGCCUUGUUGAAAACUUCCAGCUCUUAAACUGUUGAAGUUUAGGUGACUAAUUGGCCUGUUUUUGGAUUAUUAAAAAAAAGUCAGAAAACAGGUUUUUAACUUUGAAAAGUGCUCGAGUUUUGAGGUCGGUAAUGAGGAUGAACCCAGACAUAGAGCGGUGAACAAAGCAGGGCUUGAUUUAAGGAACUUGAUCUAACUUGCACUGGGUGCAUAUUGACAUUAAAACCUGUUGCACCAAACAAAACCAGGUUGCAAAUUGGCAGCAUGAAUUUAUCAAAGUUACAACAUAGGACGAUCUGAUGCCACGGUCACAUAAAUUACUGACAUAUUGGCGUGAAAAGUAACCACAACCUGUACCUAACCUUGGAUGGAGUACCCACAGUGUGAUGACCUCAAGGCUAAGAAAGCAUGACAUGACAUGACAUGACAUGACAUGACAUGACAUGACAUGACAUGGUGUAGUAUGAUUAAUAAACUUUAAAGGUAAAGCGUGUUCAAAGAUCCAUAUUGUGUUGACAGUAGUAAGGUUUAGUGAGACAAAAAAAGUUUGACAUGCACUUGUGCAUGUAGACAAAAUCAUUAGUCUAAAAAAAAUAAUAGUCUUGGUUCUGAGGCACUGAGGCGUCGUCAUAAAUUCUGACGUAUGUUUCGUUCUUAUUUCCAUUUUUUUUUUUAAAAUAAAAAAUCCUAGUACUUUAAAACAAUGCAAUCCAUUAUAUCGCACACAGUUACUUCCCUUUACAUGGCCACUGCUUUACUGUGCAUCUCGUGUUAUGGUCAUGGCAGCAAAAGGAGUUUGUAUGCUUCUUGAUGUAAUGAUUCCCAUUCCCAGUUAAAUGGUACAUCAGUUUAUUUAGGUAUAUACUAGUUUGAACAAGCAGAAAAAAAAAUCACCGCCUGCUGCACUAUGUUUUCAAAAGACAUUGCCUGAGAACCAAUUCUUGUAUUAUUUAAGCUUUAGGGUGCAUUUUUCAAUGAUAAGUUGCACUUGUGCAUGUUUUCCACAGUAUCCUGAUACAUUUAUAACGUGAUACAUAUAUAUCGUGAUACAUAUAUAUUGUUACUUUAGUGUAUCAUUUCAGUCUGUGUUUGCUGAGAGGUUGAUUUUGUGACAAUCAAUUUGAUUGGUUGAUUGAAGUCACAUGGCCUACAUCAUAUUUAAUGUGAGUGUGUUUUGUUACAGAAUGUAUUUUGUUCAUGUAUGGGCUUAAAUUUGAAGAAAAAGAUUGGAAGUGAGGUGUUAAGAAAAUGUUACAUUCCUAAAUAUGCCGAUGAUAUCAAAACAAAUCUACUGUCAUGUGUUCACGAUACUGUAUUUACUGAAUAAGGAAACGUGUCAUGAAAUACUAUCGUUAGGCGUAAACAAAUGAUUACCGCAUAUUGCUGUCUGUAAGACCAUGCUGCAUUUAAUACCACACCCCCUCCCCUUUAGACACCUUCCAAAUCAAUGCUGCUUUAUCAACCAAAACUGGCUCCCACAGGAGAUAUUGCUUGUGUGAGAUGAAGCGAUAUCUUCAUUGUAGAUAUCACUGCAAUGAAAUUGCAUCACAAUGCUUUGCAGACCAUUGUGACGUCAUUCACACUCACUCAGGUGAGAUUCUCUCUUUAUAUACCAUCCAUGCAGCAAUCAGGAACAAUGGACACCGUCAGCGCAUUCAAUGUUUCAAUAAAAAAUGUUUGACAUUGUAACAAUAGCGCAUGGCACCAUUUUGUUGACAGUGCAGCUUUAAGUAACUCAUUACCUCCCUUUAUUUAUCGUACCUUGCGUUUUGCAUUUGUUUUCCAGCGGAGUGAAAAACAUUAGCAAGCUUACAAUAUUUCAAUAAAAAUAUGUCUUUGUUUUUAUUUCGAUGCUUCAUUGCAUGAAUAAUUCCAGUACAUGGCACCAUUUUGUUGAACUCUACGGUGGGACUCCAAGAUGCCUGUAAAUUAGAAUGAAUAGAGGCCAAGGGUUUGAUCCUCAGUGAAACGAUGGUCUUCUGUUAUUAACUAACCGAUUAACUCUGGUCAACUUUAAUUUACUAAACUUGCAUUAAUAUAGACAGCGAUAUACGGUAUUGAUUUGUCUCAUAUUUUAAAUGUAUUUAUUUUCUAUGAAAAAUUUAAAAUAAUAAUAAUAUUGUUUAAUUUCUCCUGGAUAAUGUAUGGCUUAUAUUCUUAUUGUCCCAGAUGAUGUUCAACAAUGCAUUUAUUCAUGAAAAAACAUUACAUUUUCACAAUUAUAUUUUGCUUUUUUCUAUAUGAGCCAUUGCUAGGGGGUCUUUUUACCCUUAGUGGGACAAAGGAGUAUAUUAAUGAUCCAAACUAAACAUAUACUUGUCAUGUACAUAAAUAAUUUUAAAUGGAAUAUUUUUCUGAUUUAAGGGGAUAUUUUAAUACAGUUUGAAAUGAAGUUUUUAAAACAAUUUCAAUUCCGGACUCUCAGGAUAAAAGCUAUUUCUACUUUUAUAUUCACCAAUAUUUCUUUUCUGUCGGACAUGUUGACAGCCCCAGUUCACCAUUGCCAGUUUAAGGCUGGAAACUGUCAAGGAAUUUUAACAACUGACGCUGCUUCCAGACAAUAUUUGUACAUAGUGUGAGAAUCUCAAUGUUCUUGAUCUGUGAGAAAUAAACUAGUACAGUAUUUGCCGUGAUUAGCGCCCAGUUCAGUAAAGUCCCCUGAACCAACUUCUAAAGUUCAGUCUGCUAGUGCUUUAUAAGCACCCUUACUAAGACUAUGGCAGCCUCUAUGUCCUUGUCUGUAACACAUGAUUCUUGCAAAUCCUCUACCUCUAUUGCAUCUUUGCCAUAAAUCCUGUAUUUUUUGCUUCAGUCACACUAACUAAAUUUUCAGAUUUUCACCAGACGUCCUCUUCACUGUCAAUCACACAAUUUGUUGUUCCAGAAUAGCACUAUAGCAACCCAAGCUGUGAUGUGCGUAAUAGCGGGAAACCUCACUUCUUUCCUGUGUGUGCUGGAGUCAACACCUAUUGUUAUAGUUGUAACGAUCUAGCACUUGGUUGCAGUCAUAUUAAUCUGAGAUUUUUCUUAUUUUUAUAGACAAUACAGAUCCUAUGCAGUAUUGUCAUACAGAACCUAUGGGGUCUUCAGCAACUCAUGCUUGCCCUGAAAGGCGACUAUGCUUGUCGUACGGGUGAUCAGGCUCGCUGACUUGGUUGAUGCAUGUCAUCGAUCCUAUUGCGUGGAUCGAUGCUCAUGAUGUCAAUAACUGGUUUGUCUGGUCCAGACUCGAUUAUUUACAGACCACCGUCAUAUUGCUGAGUGCGGCGUUAAACAACAAACAAACAAAACCCGAACCUAUGCUUACCCUAAUGGAAAUACAGUUACCGUUAUUAACGUUGCUAUUGUUUUCAUUAACAUGUUAACUGUUUGCUCCUCAUCACAAGCUAUUUUAUCAUACCUCCAUGUCAGAAUGAUGAGAUCUGAUUGGUUAACGUGAUCUUGAUAAAGUACUAUGUGGCCCGCCUUGGAGGGAAAUAAACUUCUCCAAGGGAGAAUAAAUCUCUUAUACCCCGCCACAAGCAAGACAGGCUGCACGUGGAUUUCUGAGAGGCAGAAUAAAUCCCUAUACCCUGCUUCGAAGCAAAAAGCCACACGCUUUUUACGAGUCGAUGAAAGUCACGUGACAGCACAAGUUCACCGCAAUCGAACCACUUUGUUUUAAUUCUUUUUGCAAUGUCAUAUUAAAAAAAUUGUUGAACAGGAUCACAAGGGGUACAUGGGUUUUAGGUUUUAUUCCAUGAGCCGGAGGCAACAACUUAUCGUGCAUGGUUUUAAUAAGCACCCCCUCCCUUUGUGAAGUUUUAUAGGUGAAUACAGCAUUCACAGUAUUAUGGGAGUGUUUUCUAAUGCUGUUCUCCUUGAACAAGUCUGUCUCUUUUGAUUGCAAUGUCUAUACCAUUUAAAUGUAAUAACUGAACAAAGGUCAAGGUCGGUGAACUUUAAUGUGUUUGUGUGUUAGCAAUGUAAUGACAGACCGCCAUUGCCAAAACCGCUGACCAUAGUCAUAAUUUAAAAUGUAAUUCUGAGGUUCUCAGGAAAAUAUUUUUUUCAAAUGUUACCUUAGUUUGUGUCGAGUCAGAUAAAACAUGCUUGUUUUGAUUAUGGACGUCAGUGGAUCAGAUAUUUUAUACCUGAGUACCUUUUGUAGCCCCGAACGUUUUCAUGAUUUGCAUAUCAUGUAGAGGCAGCUUCACUGUAACUGAUUACCUCCCUUUGUUUAUUUAUCGUAUGUAGCGUUUUGCUUUGUUUUGUUCAGCUGAUUGUUAUAUAGCUUAAUGUGAAGCUUUUUGUGCCAUGUAAUGUAAGCACAUUUAUUAUACUAUUCAAAAGAAGUUAAGGACCAUCCAGUUUUUUUCAUAUUACCCAAGUUAAUCUGUCAUCUGAUGCCCCAUAAUAGAUGAAGUAAUGUGGUCCUUAACUUCUUUUGAGUAGUAUAUGAAUGAUGAGUGAAGCCAAUUGGUCCAACUAUUACUCCUGAUUGCUGCCUGAUUGGUUAAUAUUACGAAAAUUAUAAAUAUUUCACACUAAUGUUGUCUGUGCCUUGGAGAAGAUCUAGACUGCAAUCGAUGUGGCUCCGCUUGCCUUGUAGACUCUGUAUAAGAGUUAUAUAUUCUGGAUAGGUUUGUAUCAAGCGAGGGGCGGUCGGGUAGCCUAGUGGUUAAAGCGUUCGCUCGUCACGCCGAAGACCCGGGUUCAAAUCCCGACAUGGGAACAAUGUUUGAAGCCCAUUGCUGGAAUAUUGCUUAAAGCGGCGUAAAACCAAACUCACUCACUCACUCAUUGUAUCAAGCCAGCUUGAUCUUUGUCAUGCUUGAGAAACAAAAUGUGCAGGAACUGUGUCACCAGAAAAGUGUCAGCUAUGUUUCACUUGAUUUCUCUGAAAAGAACUUCACUGUACAUUUAUUUCUGAGGGCAUGUAUUAUGUUCAGUGUAUUAUAAGUUUUAUGAUUUUUCUUCGUUUCUUCAUGAGUAAUUUGGAAUAUUGCUGAGUGCGGCAUUAAACAAGAAACAUGCUCCAUAUAACAUUUGGGUCUCUGAAUGUAUCAGGUGAGCUACAGUGACUAUUUGCUGUUUUUUUACAUUUAAAUUGGACUAGAGCCCUUCAUACAUUGUUAAGAAAUAAUAAAAUCUUGUCAUA
This is a messenger RNA of Haliotis rufescens (red abalone), 7440 nucleotides long. Its product is annotated as TRPL translocation defect protein 14-like. Gene Ontology annotation, molecular function: phosphatidic acid binding; phosphatidylinositol binding; GTP binding. The transcript has 12 exons. Lineage: Eukaryota; Metazoa; Mollusca; Gastropoda; Lepetellida; Haliotidae. Bases 177 to 1466 code for a protein of 429 amino acids. The record is from RefSeq and is a predicted model, not a curated record.